Molecule: messenger RNA, 723 nt
Organism: Tripterygium wilfordii
Lineage: Eukaryota; Viridiplantae; Streptophyta; Magnoliopsida; Celastrales; Celastraceae
Exons: 3
Coding region: 1-723 (240 amino acids)
Source: RefSeq, a predicted model, not a curated record
AUGAGGAAAAACAAUUAUAAGCAGAGCCCAAUUUUAUGGGCCAGAAGGUGGUCCAUGAAAGUUGCCCAAAUAGUAUUUCAUGGGUUUUAUCCGGUCCGACAACAAAAGAAGCGUGAUUUACAAGCUCGACCCACAUACUUUAGGUGGCGCAUCAGCCAUUCAGCCGUUGAUCUGAUCAUCUCCCUCCUCUCCCUCUCGCACUCCCUCCUCAUUCGAGUAUCCAAUCUACGCGCAUCCCGUGGCGAUAUUUUGGGGUCGCGGCGCGCCAAGCUCAUCGCCGACAAGCUGGAGCGAGGGCUAGGGUUGGGUUUCUGGGGGUUGGCGUGGUCGGCAGGAUGGGACUAUCUGAAGAAUUACGCAUGGAGGGACUGGAAUUACGGGGAUUUGUAUGGCGUCGUAUCGGACCUGAAUGAAUUGAUGGGAUACUUGGGUGAUUUGACCCGAACCGGAUCCGAAGUGGAGAAGGCUGCCUGGGUGGCCCGUAAUUACCAGAGUGUUCUUCGGAUUUCAAAGCGAGUCAUGAACAAGCUCCUCAAAGUUUUCCGUCAAUCGGGAGCGUUGAGAGAAGCGUUGGAGAUGAUACAGAUUGAGAUUGUAGAAGGUGGAUUGUUGAAGGAUUGCCUUGAAAUCGGGGGCAAGGACGUUAGAGGCGUGGUUCAGAUCUUGAAGGAUUUGGCUUCACAGUACACUGCCGCUCCCGAUGAUGGGAACCGCGAUCUAUGA